CUUCUUGUACGAUUUUUACCCGUAAAAAAUGCCUCUUGUUGUGUGAAAAAAACUCAUAAAAAAGAGGGAAUUUGCAUAGUUUACAAAUGCACUCUUUUCUUCUAGGCACGCGUUGCAAAUGAAACAUCGAAAAGCUGCUCAAUGUGCUGCUGAUACAUCCUCGCCAAUCGAACUGUUUCAGCGAGAAGCGCGAAAAGGAUGGCACGAUGAUUGCACGAAACCACAAACGGGAUGGUGCAAUACGGGAGUUUUUGACAGCAAUAUGCAAUUUGCUUCAUACCAACAGCAUAAAAACACGUCGCAACUGAAACGGCACACGAUACGGCCGGUAGGUAGGUGAGUGUGGAAAGGUUGAAGCAGGUGUCGGGCCGGCGGGAGUAGGAAACGGGGUACGGGGAAGAAGUUCUUGGGCCAGCUGAAGACGAGCCCGGAGUAAUGCAUCAUCCUCUUCCGCGAUCAUCGUGACUUCGCGAAGAGAGCAAACGUGAAAAACUUGUUUGUUCGCUCGCUCCGGAACGGGUGUACCGAUAGCCGCACCAGCUUGGACCAUUCAGUCUCGAAAAGUACACGGUCAGAGUCGGACGCAAAGCUGCAACACUGGUCUGCCGACACUUUACUACGUGCGUGAGUGUUAGCCGAAUCGGAUGUUAGGAUCGUCGUUACCUUAGGAACCGUCGCAGGUUGUUUGAUCGCUGGUACGUUUCGAUAGUUCACAUCGGUGGGGAUUACGAGCACCGGGUGACAUAACCGGACUAGUGUGCGGAUGUGCUGUGAUUAAAGCGCCGGAACCGGUUGGUGAUUUAUCGUUUUGAGGUCCAGCGUAAGGAACCAUCCUUUUGCUGAUCCGUUUCAACCUAUCCCACUAUCGUAGCGGAUUAUGUAACGUGGCUUGCUAAGAAAUUAUCCCGUGAAACGAGAGCGUGAUACACCGUUGAUCCCCGGAGUGACGAAAACUGUGGCUGGAUACCGGUUUCGAACAGUGACCUACUAACGGUGCGAAUAACGGAGCUUCGGUGCGGAACAGCGUGCCUCGAGAGACUCGAUAGGUUUUCCUUUUGUUUCCUACGCUGAACGCUGAAGAAAGAGAGGACCACGAAGGGGGACCAUACGUUUUUUAGACCACCCGUGCCACAAGCAACCGAAGAAGGCAGAGAAACAAUUUAAAGCCACGAAAAAAACAACAACUAGACACGGCAAGCUGGUAAAAAGCAGAUCACUCUCCGCAGUGGAAAGCAGACAGAGCGAAAGAAGUAAGAAAGACUUCAACCGCCUCGAGGGUUUGUGGACGUGAAAUCGAAUCGUAGCGGAGAAAAGAAAGCUCGGACUGCGUGGCUGCUAGCGUCUCUCGCCCCAGCGUCUUUGGAGAAAGUUACACUCGCGUUCGGAUCAGGCGUAUGAACAUGAGCGGCACCGGACAGGGCCAGUGGCCGGCCGAUGUAGGCAUUGUUGGACUGCAGAUCGUCUUCCCGUCACAGUUCGUCGAUCAGACGGAGCUGGAAGCGUUCGAUGGGGUGUCGGCCGGCAAGUAUACGAUCGGGCUGGGACAGCAACGGAUGGGGUUCUGUUCCGACCGGGAGGAUAUUAACUCCCUGUGCCUAACCGCCGUACGGAAGUUGCUCGAUGAGCAUAAGAUUCCGCUGUCUCGAAUCGGCCGUCUCGAGGUCGGCACCGAGACGAUCGUGGACAAGUCGAAAAGUGUAAAAUCGGUGCUGAUGCAACUGUUCGAGCCGGAAGGUGUGACCGAUCUGGAAGGGAUCGAUACAACUAACGCGUGUUACGGUGGAACGGCCGCAUUGCUGAACGCGAUCAACUGGAUUGAAUCGUCCAGCUGGGACGGCCGGUUGGCACUCGUUGUGUGUGGUGAUAUAGCCGUGUACGCGCAGGGAUCGGCCCGCCCGACUGGUGGAGCCGGUGCAGUGGCCAUGCUCAUCGGGCCGAAUGCACCGCUCCGCUUCGAACGGGGGAUGCGUGCGACCUACAUGAAGCAUGCGUACGAUUUCUACAAACCCGACCUCAGCUCCGAGUAUCCCGUCGUGGAUGGGAAGCUUUCGAUCCAGUGCUACCUAAGUGCCCUUGAUGCGUGCUAUCAGCUGUACCGGAAGAAGUUUGCCCAGCGCCAUCCGGACAUUGUCACGCCCGUCACGCUCGACACAUUCGAUGCGUUUAUCUUCCACAGUCCGUACUGCAAGCUGGUGCAGAAGUCGUUGGCACGUAUCGGGCUGAACGAUUUCGUGCUAGCACCGCCCGACCAGCGCACCAAGCUGUUCCCGGGCUUCGACCAGUUUGCGAACGUGCGGCUCGAGGAUACGUACUUCGAUCGGGACGUGGAGAAAGCGUUUAUGGCGCAUUACGCGUCGGUGUUUGCGGCCAAAACGAAACGGUCGCUGCAUCUGGCCAGUUUGGUGGGCAACAUGUACACGCCCUCCGUGUACAGCUGUCUGGUGUCGUUGCUGAUCGGUUCGGAUGUGGAUGAGCUGCUGGGCAAGCGGGUUGGCGUGUUUUCGUACGGUUCCGGACUGGCGUCCUCGAUGUACUCGAUCGCGGUUACCACCGAUCGUGACCGGUUGGCCGAUUUCAAACGUCAGCUUAACUACGUGCAACCGUUGCUUGAUCGCCGAACGAAGGUAGAUCCGGCAGAGUUUACCAAGCUGAUGGAGGUGCGUGAGAAGAACAACCAUGCGGCACCGUACGAACCGUCCGGUUCGAUCGAUGUACUGUUCCCGGGCACCUACUACCUGAAGGCGGUCGACUCGAUGCAUCGACGAACGUACGAACGUGUGCCACCGGAACAACCUUCCUCGUGAGCCACCACCAUGACCAGAGCCGGAACGAAAGUUUAUUACAAACACUCGAAAAUAUCACACACACAAACAAAUGCUUUCGCCUUUCCGCCUUCGAAGACUGUUGCUCAGGGGAUGCUGCCUCGAGGAGUGUACUUUUGUUUAUCUUUGUUUAAUUUAAGCUUUUCCUCGAUCGCGAUCGCCGAGCGAUCCGACUAGACUGUAGAGUUUGUUAAUUCAGGAGAUCCAGUUGAGCCAGUCAAGAAGAUCAUAUAACUAUGCAUGAAGUUAUUUUUUUAUAUAGUGGAUUAGUUAGAAUAGUUAGAGAAACACAUACAAACACCAAAAAUGGUGCGGCACUCCAGGGUGGUGUUGUUUUUUUUUUUGUUUUCGUGUACGAAUUUUCCUCUCCCCACCCGUGGUUUGGUGUCCGAUCGGUUGUGUUAAUUGGUUUGUUCAUUUUUUUUUAUACGAGAUGCGAAGUAUCAAGACAAAAUGUAUGGUGAACUGUAUGACAA
This is a messenger RNA of Anopheles funestus (African malaria mosquito), 3298 nucleotides long. Its product is annotated as hydroxymethylglutaryl-CoA synthase 1. The coding region runs from base 1395 to 2804 and encodes 469 amino acids. NCBI's taxonomy places the organism in Eukaryota, Metazoa, Arthropoda, Insecta, Diptera, Culicidae. Gene Ontology annotation, biological process: acetyl-CoA metabolic process. The record is from RefSeq and is a predicted model, not a curated record. The transcript has a single exon. Gene Ontology annotation, molecular function: hydroxymethylglutaryl-CoA synthase activity.